AUGGCCAGCAACAACUUGGCACUACCGUCAACCGCGCAACCGCCAAUGGAUGAAGAUGAGGAUUCGAGACAGACUGCGGAAAUCGGAUGUCUGCUGAUGGCGAUGCAGCAACCUCCAGCUCGAGCUCCAGCUGCUGCCCCCAAGAAAGCCACACCGCGGGGAAGUGACAGGGCUGGGCGACAGCUGAGAGAGCUGAACCCUCAGCAGAUGCCAGAAUUCAGCGUCGCAGGGUCUCCCCGGGAACAUCACGUGACCUCGUCCCCGGCAACUCCAGCGUCCAACAACCGCCAAAACAACAUCGGCCGAUCAUCUGGAGAACGCGUCCAGAAGCAUUAUCGUCACAGAUCCGGCGCCAUGAGGUCGCACACCCCAUCUGGCGAUCCUCCAGGCAGGCGCGGCUCAGUAACCAACCGUUUUCGCUCCAGCGUCGGCGGGAGCGCACUCCCUAGACCUCACACCUCCCUCAGAGAGUCCAGAACCUUCCGCGCAACACAACCGACCUACAACCUCUUCACCGGUGGCGAUGCCAAUAGCAGACCCGGGUCCCGUGCAAGCCUGGUCCCCGAAUCCGUUCGCGCAUCCUCUCACGAGAGCUCUAAAGAAAACAUGGCGCCCCCAGACGCGGCCGAGUAUGAAUCACAGCGACAGGUGAUCGAGGAGCUGAAAGCGGAGCUGGGCACCCUUCGCUACACAAUCAGCACGUUUGAGCAGGAAAAGCAGAUGGCUGAAGCCCGACACAAUGCCGAGCUUGAGGAUCAACGCCGACGUGCCCAGGCCGACUUCACGGCGAAACAGGCCGUCGAGAGCGAGAAAUCGCAAGCCAUGCGACAACUGGAGAACACACAAAAGGAACUGAGCGACCUGCGAGACAACAUCGCGCAAGAAAAGACAAGUCUCGAGAAGCGCGCGCGCGACGCCGAAGAGGAGGCCCGUUUGCUACAGGAACAAUUGGAAGAUUUGUCGAGCGCCAAGGACGAGGCGGCCCGUAUCAAUGAGAAAAAGACGAUCGACCUCGAGAUGCAGUUGCAGGCCGCGCAAAAGUCGACACAAGAACUAGAACAAGAGUCACAGGCCCGCGAGGCUGCCCUUCAACAGGUCCAGGCUCAACUAGCCGAGAAAGACAACCAGGUGGGCAACCUUGAGGCGGAAGUGUUGCGCCUCAAAGCCCAAACAGGAGAUGCCGAUACCAUGGCCAUCAUCAAGCGUGAGCUGUCAGAGCAGGUGGCGCAUAUCCGCAACCUGGAAGCGACCAACCGCGAGCAGCUCUCAGAGCUGAAGCACCUGCGCCAAAUUCAUCGGGCCGUCGAGGUCGUUGAAGAGGAGAAGCGAUCCCUUCAGCGUAAGCUCGAAGCCGCCCAGUUCCUCGAGACCGAAUUGGCAGAGGCGCACAUCCAACGCCAGCGUCUUGAGGACGAGCGUCUCGCAUGGACGGGCUACCUUGCCAGUACCGGCACCGAUCUUGAGUUCGACUCACCCGAAGCUGUCGCCCGCGCUCUCGUCGAGCAACGCUACGAGACCGCUUCUCAACUCGACAAAGUUGGCUCGCUGCAGGCUGAGCUGGCUGCGCAAGAGUCUGCUGUGAAGUCACUUCAGGAGGAAAACGCCACACUAAAGUCACAGCUCAACGAGGCGCGAUCCGUUGCGACGACCCAGAAUGUCGACAAGACGCGACUCAGGACUGAGCGUCAGCGCGUGCUCGCGGUGAAGGAGGUCGAAUAUCUCCGUGCCCAGCUCAAGACGUUCGAUGCAGAAGACGAAGCCUUCCAGCCUGAAGCCGUCGACGAAACCCGAGCGCGCCGCAUCCAGGAGCUCGAGGACCUGGUGGACAAGUACAGAUCAGAGGUACAGGCCCUGCACGCCGAGAUGUCCUCCAUCGAGGCCGGCAAGCCCGCCCAACCCGCACCGGCCGUCGCUGGCACCAAACGCCCGCGCGACGAGAACGACGAUGCCCUGCAGGAGCAGCUCGGCCUCCUCAACCGCAAGAACCGCAAACUCCAGGACCAGCUCUCGGCGGUCCAGACACAGCACGCCAUCACCCAGAAGGAACUCUCCGUCGUGCAGGAGCAGCUCAAGGCGCUGAAGACGCAAUCCAAGACGCGCAUCCUCUCCCUGCGCUCCAACCCGACGUCCGACUUCGAGGCUAUCAAGAUGUCCAAGCUCAAGGCCCUGGAGCAGGAGAACGCCGACCUCCUCGCCCAGAUCGAGGGCAACCCCACUGUGGACCUUGUCCCGCGCACGCAGCUCGACGCCGCAAACCGCCUGGUGGAGGAAGCUCGCGCCGAGACCGCGUCCGCCCAGAAAUCAGCCAAGCGACUCAAGGAGGUGUGGUCCAAGAAGUCGCUCGAGUUCAAGGAGGCCAUCUUUAGCACCCUCGGGUGGACCGUCAUGUUCAUGCCCAACGGCAAGAUGCGCGUCGAGUCGACGUUUUACCCGUCCCAGACGGACGAGUACGAGAACUCGAUUGUGUUUGACGGCGAAAAGGGCACGAUGAAGGUCGGCGGCGGGCCCAAGAGCGCGUUUGCGCGCCGCAUAUCCGACCAGAUCGGCUUCUGGGUGCGCGAGAAGGGGUGCAUUCCCGGCUUCCUCGCUGCGCUGACGCUCGAGUUUUAUGAAGAGUACUCGCGGAACCAGAUGCAGACCGAGUAA
Molecule: messenger RNA, 2646 nt
Organism: Colletotrichum spaethianum
Lineage: Eukaryota; Fungi; Ascomycota; Sordariomycetes; Glomerellales; Glomerellaceae
Product: spindle pole body component alp14
Exons: 2
Coding region: 1-2646 (881 amino acids)
Biological process (GO): mitotic spindle assembly checkpoint signaling; attachment of mitotic spindle microtubules to kinetochore
Cellular component (GO): mitotic spindle; nuclear envelope; kinetochore
Source: RefSeq, a predicted model, not a curated record